CUGUCGAUGCUGCUCUUCUUCCAGUCUCCACGGUCGCGCGGCUCUUCCUCCCUCCCGCCUACCCUCCGCCUACUCGCCUUCAUCUCCCCCUCCCUCAUAGUUGCACAGCUUCCCCCAGUCUCCAAGCUCGCUGCACAGUGCACACACCGCCGCUCCUCCAGCUCUGUGCUGCCCGCUGCGAAGAUGGUUGGCGGCGCGUGUGCUCGCAGGCUGGCCCGCCGCUCUCGGUCCGCCCUCAUCGUAGCCCUGACGGUGCUGCUGGUGCAGACGCUGAUCGUGUGGAACUUCAGCAGCCUCGACUCCGGUGAAGACAGCCGGGGAGACGGAGGCUCCGACGUGCGGGAGAAGAGGGACCGGGUAGCGGGCAACAAAGCCGCUGGCAGCGAGUUCCAGCACGGGAUGCAGAGGCAGCAGAGGCGGCAGCAUCUUCCGCCUCCCGAAAGAGGAACCUCUCGCCACAUACAGCAGCCGGAUGGAUACUACUCCCAUCGUCCCAAGGAGAAAAGCAAAGUGGACAGUAAUAAUGAGAACUCUGUACCAAAAGACUUUGAUAACAUAGACAAUAGCAACUUUGGCGCACGCUCGCAGCCGCAUCGGCAAACCGGCAGGAGGCAGCAGCGAGAGCAUCUGCAGGAGAAGGCUCAUGGCCAGCAGCAAGUCUGGCGUGACAACUCCCCCAACUUGGUUCGCAGCUCCAAUGAAGUGCUACCUUUAAGCCACCAGCCACUGGCGGUCGCCAACAACUCACGCCCGGGUGGUCAAGGUGCGGCUGCAGGAGGGUUACGGCAUCACGCCGCUCACCAGGCCCAGCACAGGCAUCAGCACCCGCACAGAAGGCAGGCGACUGCAGCGCCCCUGGAGGUGACCUAUGACCAACCACCCGAGUGCGAAAUCAGUGGGAAGGAAGCCAUCUCAGCUCUGUCCAGGGCCAAAAGCAAGGACUGCAGGCAGCAGAUUGCAGAAGUCUACUGCAGACACAAAGAGGGCCAGUUAAUGCCAGAAAAGGUCACUCGCUACUGCCCCUUAGAAGGCAAAGCUAAUGCUAAUGUCCAGUGGGAUGAGGACUCUGCAGAGAGCUUCCCAUCAAAUCCAGUCCGGAUAGCAUUUGUCCUGGUGGUGCAUGGACGCGCCUCUCGUCAGUUUCAGCGUCUCCUCAAAACCAUCUACCACACGUCCCACUACUACUACAUACACGUGGAUCAGCGCUCCAACUACCUCCAUCGGCAGGUAAAGGCCUUGGCUGCUCAAUACCCCAACGUGAGGGUAACACCAUGGCGCAUGGCCACCAUCUGGGGGGGUGCUAGUCUCCUGACCAUGUAUCUUCGAAGUAUGGCCGACCUGUUGUCUAUGAGGGACUGGAGCUGGGAUUUCUUCAUCAACCUCAGCGCUGCUGACUACCCCAUCAGGACAAACAAGCAGCUGGUGGCCUUCUUGUCCAAAUACAGACACAUGAACUUCAUCAAAUCUCACGGCAGGGACAACGCCAGGUUUAUCCGUAAACAAGGCCUGGAUCGUCUCUUCUAUGAGUGUGACACCCACAUGUGGAGACUGGGUGAUCGUAAAAUCCCAGAGGGCAUCUCAGUGGAUGGAGGAUCCGACUGGUUCCUUCUGAACCGCAUGUUUGUGGAAUAUGUCAUCAACUCCAAGGACGAUCUGGUCACCAACAUGAAGCGUUUCUACGCCUACACUCUGCUGCCUGCCGAGUCAUUCUUCCACACUGUGCUGGAGAACAGUGUCUACUGUGAGAGCAUGGUGGAUAACAACCUGCGCAUCACCAACUGGAAUCGUAAAUUGGGCUGUAAAUGCCAGUACAAGCACAUUGUUGACUGGUGCGGAUGUUCCCCUAAUGACUUCAAGCUUGUGGACUUACAUCGCUUCCAGCAAACGGUGCGUCCCACCUUCUUUGCCAGGAAGUUUGAAGCCAGUGUGAACCAGGAGAUAGUGAACCAUCUGGACGUCUACCUGUUUGGACCAUUUCCAUCGGGGACGCCAGGCUUAAACUCGUAUUGGGAAAAUGUGUACGACGAGCCAGAUGGUGUGGCCAGUCUGUCGGACACACAGCUCACCUACUACCAUUCCUUCUCAAGAAUGGGUUUGGCCCGGGCUGCUGCGUCGCUGCAAGGCAACCCAAGGGACCACAGCUGCAGGUAUUUCCCCAUGGGCCACCCAGUGUCUGUGCAUUUCUACUUCCAGUCUGAUAAGUUCCAGGGCUACCUUGUCAGGCACCAUGCCACAAAUCUAGCAACAAGCAAACUCGAGACAAUGGAGACCUGGGUGGCACCUAAGAAGAUCUUCAAGUUAACCAAGCCUCCUGAAAGCACUUUCAGCAGGUUGCAGUUUGCAGAGAUCGGCACAGAGUGGGAUGCCAAGGAACGAAUUUUUCGAAAUUUUGGCGGCCUGAUGGGCCCCAUGGAUGAGACGGUGGGAAUGCAGAAAUGGGCAAAAGGGCCUAACGUUACUGUAACGGUCGUGUGGAUCGACCCGACCAACGUCAUCGCUGCCACCUACGACAUUCUUAUCGAUAUGAAUGCUGAGUUCACCCACUACCGACCACCACUCAAGCAGCCUCUGCGUCCUGGUGUUUGGAGUGUCCGCAUCCUGCACCAUUGGAGCCCCGUGGCUGAGAUGCGCUUCCUUAUCGCCCCUUUAGCUUAUAAUAAGCACCAGCCUAUACGACAAGAGGACACUCUGAAGCUGCACAAUGGGCCACCCAAGAACAGCUACAUGGAGCAGAAUUUCCACGGCCUCAACCCAGUGCUCAACAUCCCCGUUAGCCUGGGCUACGUGGAACAGGCCAAGAAGAACGCAGCCCUGACCGGCCCAGAGCUGGAGAACUGGGUCGACAACCUUGUGGGCGAGCUGUGGGAGGCAGCGGACAUCUGCGCUGUGGGGCCAACCGCCUGCCCUGUCAUGCAGGCCUGCCCCAAGAACCCUUGGAGCUCCCUAAGCCCCGACCCCAAAUCCCAAAUGAGAUCGCCGUAUGCUGAUGGGCGCAUCAGGUAGCAGCGCGGCCUCCAGCUGGACAGGAGGCCGCAAGAUUCACUGUUGAUUUUUUUUUUUCUUUCUUUUAAUUUAUUUACGGGCUUGGUUGCAGUUGCCGGUGGGGAUAAACGUUCUCCUUCUGUCUCGGGAGACGAAGGGAACAUCAGAAGGUGAUCAAUGUUAGCGACAUCCACCCCGCUUUUAUGGAACUGUGUCGUCUUGAUUAUUUCACUUUCGCAGUGUAUUUAUUUGUCUUCUCGUAUGAGUUUAUCGGUGACCAAUUCUUGCAGUUUCAAGCGUUAAUUCCGCUCCUCACUGAAUUCUGAAUUUAGAUUCUCAAGCGUGGGGCACAACGGCUAACGUGACAUUGUGCUCCACAAACGGCCUUAGCUGCGUGACUCGUAAGCAGGACGCCCGGUACCAGAUGAACGUACUAUGUGCCUCCUAAGGUUUAUGUCAGCAUGAACAGCAUCGAACCCGAAGUUUAUUUUGAUACGACCCCAAGAAGAACCAAUAUUCACUGCCUGUAAGAGAGUUAGAAUCACGUUAUUUCUUGAUGAAACCAAUUAGUGUUAAACGUAAUCAGUAGAGUAAAUACAUGACACAACUUGUUUCAGUUGAGUGCCUGAUGAGGGACUGUGGUGGCCAGCCAAACCAUCUGCUGCACAAAGGUGUUCUCAGCGCCGUCUAAUCUGUGAGAACAAAUAUUUAACUGAGACAAUUUGGGGUUCGGCAUUCAUUAAAUAUGUGGUAGCAUUUUAGAUUUUUCUUUUAAUAAAUGGCUGAUGUUUUCAGUGAUAGGACAAAUAAUUUGUUCACUCGCUUUUCUUACCAGCCUGCCUCAAACUUGAAACACAAUGAUUCCAAGCUGACCUUAAAUAUCUUUUUUGUUCAUUUCAGUGAGACUUUAUGUUGCACAGAAUUUUACAAAAGAAGUUUCAAGAUUGUGUGAAUGAGGGUCCAUGAGUUGUGAUUUAUUGUAAGUUUAUAUUAAUACUGAUAUUUUUAGUCAGUGACUAAAUAAUUGCAACGCUGCCUUGGCAGCAUGAAAAAUAGUUUUUUUUUUUGUUUUUUAAACUGCCUUUAUUUACAAAGGCCAACAACCGAAACAUAUUCUGUACCUUUUUAUGGCCCACACCUAUGUGUCAGUAAGUGUUGUCAUGUCAGAAUAGAUCUUCUUGUCUUGGUUUGCCAAAAGAAAGCAGCUCAUAACCUGAGAGGUUAAAGGUCAGCUACCUAGC
Molecule: messenger RNA, 4223 nt
Organism: Syngnathus acus (greater pipefish)
Lineage: Eukaryota; Metazoa; Chordata; Actinopteri; Syngnathiformes; Syngnathidae
Gene: xylt1
Product: xylosyltransferase I
Exons: 11
Coding region: 7-3003 (998 amino acids)
Biological process (GO): heparan sulfate proteoglycan biosynthetic process; chondroitin sulfate proteoglycan biosynthetic process
Cellular component (GO): membrane
Molecular function (GO): protein xylosyltransferase activity
Source: RefSeq, a predicted model, not a curated record